Molecule: messenger RNA, 558 nt
Organism: Thelazia callipaeda (thelaziosis nematode)
Lineage: Eukaryota; Metazoa; Nematoda; Chromadorea; Rhabditida; Thelaziidae
Source: the annotation of a GenBank genome assembly
UUGAUAAAAUCAUAUAAGAAUGUAGCUAAUAAGAGUAAAUGUCAGGAUGAUAUUUACGUCCCUUGUCGAGAACUUGCUUUGAAAUUUAGACGAGGGGAUAUUUUACAUGUGAUAAAUAUGACAGAUGAAAAUUGGUGGCAAGCUUACCGAGAAGGAGGUGAUCCCUGUAGUUCACUUGCUGGAUUAAUCCCUUCCAUUUCAUUUCAACGACAAAUUGCUUUGUAUGUGCGAGAAAUGGAUCAAGAAAAUCAAGCAGAUAAUAAGAGGGAUUUCUUUGGUUGUGCAAGGAAAAAACCUUCAAUAAAGAAAAAACAGAAAAAAAAAUUGAAGGGAUUAAAGUCAGUAGAUGAAGAGACUACUGAAGAUAAUGAUACAGAUAUUUUGACUUAUGAAGAGGUUACGUUGUAUUUAUCAGAAACUGGGCGCAAACGUCCAUUGGUUCUUUGUGGUCCAGAAGGUGUAGGUUGCUUGGAACUAAGACAAAGAUUAGCUGAAUCUAAUACCGAUAAAUUUGCCAGUGCUAUACCCCGUUGGUUUCUUUAUUCGUAUAAAUAUUGA